Messenger RNA from Osmia bicornis bicornis, 8973 nucleotides. RefSeq names its product mucin-5AC-like. Bases 1 to 8973 code for a protein of 2990 amino acids. Gene Ontology annotation, cellular component: nucleus. Lineage: Eukaryota; Metazoa; Arthropoda; Insecta; Hymenoptera; Megachilidae. Gene Ontology annotation, biological process: regulation of DNA-templated transcription. Gene Ontology annotation, molecular function: DNA binding. The record is from RefSeq and is a predicted model, not a curated record. The transcript has a single exon.
AUGACAAAGCUAGAAAAAAAGCACACUUUGAAGAGGGAAGCAGCAAUUGAGAGAAUCCGCGAAUUGUAUGAAAAACUAGAUGAAAAAGACAGUGAAGAAAGUGAAAGAAGAAAACCUCCAAAUAUUUCGAACUUUCCAGUGUGGAAACGCAAGCAAGAUUCUUCUGAUAGCGAUUGCGACUCCUCCAGUACGAAAGAUUCUUCUGAUUGUGAGUCAUCAAGUUCAACAGAUGAAAUUAGGUCCUCAACAUCACGUUUACAUAAACAAUCAAACAGCAAACAUCAGAAACAUGAUUCAAGGCGACAAAAAAACGGAAAUCAUGCGACAGGGCAUAAAGCAACACUAAACUUACUUGAAAAGUUCGAGGAACAAUUUAAACGCCUUUUAAAAAAACUAAUACCAAGAGUCAAAGAAAGAAUACAUAUAAUAGAAAUGCUCAAAUACCACAAAAUUGAUCCAUGUCAAUCCCUCUCACCAUUACAAUUCUUUUAUAAAAGACUCUAUGAAUAUAAUAAAGCUAGAUACAUGGCGUGGAGGAAAAAGUUGGAGAUAAGAAAUUAUAUAUUAAGCCACAUGAAUCAUUUGGAUGCAGAAGCGAUAAUGCGUAAAUGCAACAUCCAACGAAAUAUUCCUUACGCCCUUCGUCGUGCCCAAAUGAAAAGAUGCAUAAAUGUUUACGCCUCUAUUAAGAAAAUAUUCAAAGUUGUAACAAAACUACCUCGGCCAAGUUUAAAUCCAGCUGAUGAAAUACUGUGGCUGUGUAAUAAAACAUCGCCACCUACGUCAUCAACAACACUAGAAAAAAAUAGCAAGGACGCAGAAACAACUGCAAAAAUUAUUACAACAGCUGAUGCUGACAAUUAUCCAUCGCCAAUAACAGAUAGCGAAAGUACAAAUCACACAAGUACUACAGAAUCAACAAGGCAUCGGGGAUCAAUCAAGGCACCUUCGUCCACAAUUACUAGCAAAGAAACAGAGAACACUACCACAAGCAGAAUAUCCCCCAUUUCAAGUGUUGUUGAAACCGCAACUGAAGCGACCAACACAAUACAAGGUCAUAUAACAACUACAAGCAGUAGCAGUAAGCCAUCGUCACUAACAACUAGCGAAACUACACGGCGGACACAUAGAAAAAGACUAACAACUAGCUCAGUGCCCAUUGAACAACCGUCACCUACAAUCACUAUUCACAGCAAAAAUAGAACCCCGUCCAGGGAAAGACCAAAAACCUGGAGCAGUGCUCUAACAACAAAUGCAGGAACUGCCACGAUAGAAGGCCAAACAGAGAGUAUAAUUAGUAACAUUAAGCCAUCAUUAGUAACUAACGACACUACAGAGCAAGUAAAUACAAACGGAUUUAGAAAUACCUCACGGCCCAUUGACCAAACGUUAUCUAAGACCACCAUUCGGAACAAAAAUACCACACACUUAAACGAAAAACGUACCACUUGGAAUAGUGUCGGAACCACAGCUACAGGAAUUUCCAAAAUAGGAGGUCUGAAAGAAACUAUAAUUAGUAACAGUAAGCCAUCAUUAAUAACAACUGUUAAAACGAUAGUGAACAUAUCAAGUGAACACGCGCCAACAGCAAAUACUAUUCAAGAAAGAAUAACCACCCUGCCGAAGGAAAGACCUGUCCCUUGGAGCAGUGCGCAUAAUACAACUAAAAAACCUGCCACAGCAGCGAGAAAAGAAGAGGUGAUCAUCAGUGGAACUAAACCAUUAUUAGGAACAACUGUUAAAACGAUAGUGAACAGACCAAGUGAACACACGCCAACAGCAAAUAUUAUUCAAGAAAGAAUAACCACCCUGUCGAAGGAGAGACCUGUCGCUAGGAGCAGCGCUUAUACUACAACUAAAACACCUGCCACAGCAGUGAGGAAAGAAGAGGUUAUAAUCGGUGGCAGUAAGCCACGAUUAGUAACAACUAUUAAAACGACAGUGAACAGACCAAAUGAACACACGCGAACAGUAAAUAUUAUUCAGGAAAGAAUAACCACCCUGUCGAAGGAAAGACCUGCCGCUUGGAGCAGUGCGCAUAAUACAACUAAACGACCUGCCACGGCAGCGAUGAAAGAAGAGGUUAUCAUCAGUGGAACUAAACCAUUAUUAGGAACAACUGUUAACACGAUAGUGAACAGACCAAGUGAACACACGCCAACAGCAAAUAUUAUUCGGGAAAAAAUAACCACCCUGUCGAAGGAACGACCUGUCGCUUGGAGCAGUGCGCAUAAUACAACUAAAAGACCUGCCGCAGUAGCGAGGAAAGAAGAAGUUACAAUCAGUGGCAGUAAGACACCAUUAGUAACACCUGUUAAAACGAUAGUGAACAGACCAAAUGAACACACGCCAAUACCAAAUGUUAUUCAGGAAAGAAUAACCACCCUGUCGAAAGAAAGACCUGUUGCUUGGAGCAGCGCUCAUACUACAACUAAAACACCAGCCACAGCAGUGAGGAAAGAAGAGGUUAUAAUCGGUGGCAGUAAGCCACCAUUAGUAGCAACUGUUAAAACGACAGUGAACAGACCAAAUGAACACACGCGAACAGCAAAUAUUAUUCAGGAAAGAAUAACCACCCUGUCGAAGGAAAGACCUGCCGCUUGGAGCAGUGCUCAUAGUACAACUAAAAGACCUGCCACAAUUGCGAGGAAAGAAGAGGUUAUCCUCAGUGGAACGAAUCCAUUAUUAGGAACAACUGUUAAAACGAUAGUGAACAGACCAAGUGAACACAUGCCAACAGCAAAUAUUAUUCAGGAAAGAAUAACCACCCUUGCAAAAGAAAGGCCAGUUGUUUGGAGCAGCGCCCAUACUACAACUAAAAGACCUGCCACAGCAGUGAAGAAAGAAGAGGUUAUAAUCGAUGGCAGUAAGCCACCAUUAGUAACAACUGUUAACACGAUAGUGAACAGACCAAGUGAACACACGCCAAUACCAAAUAUUAUUCAGGAAAGAAUAACCACACUGUCGAAGGAAAGACCUGUCGCUUGGAGCAGUGCUCAUAGUAUAACUAAAAGACCUGCCACAAUGGCGAGGAAAGAAGAGGUUAUAAUCAGUGGCAGUGAACCACCAUUAGUAACACCUGUUAAAACGAUAGUGAACAGACCAAAAGAACACACGCCAACAGCAAAUAUUAUUCAGGAAAGAAUAACCACACUGUCAAAGGAAAAACCUGUCGCUUGGAGCAGUGCUCAUAGUACAACUAAAACAUCUGCCACAAUUGCCAGGAAAGAAGAGGUUGUCCUCAGUAGAACUAAACCAUUAUUAGGAACAACUGUUAAAACGAUAGUGAACAGACCAGAUGAACACACGCCAAAAGCAAAUAUUAUUCAGGAAAGAAUAACCACACUGUCGAAGGAAAGACCUGUCGCUUGGAGCAGUGCUCAUAGUACAACUAAAAGACCUGCCACAAUGGCGAGGAAAGAAGAGGUUAUAAUCAGUGGCAGCGAACCACCAUUAGUAACUCCUGUUAAAACGAUAGUGAACAGACCAAAAGAACACAAGCCAACAGCAAAUAUUAUUCAGGAAAGAAUAACCACACUGUCAAAGGAAAAACCUGUCGCUUGGAGCAGUGCUCAUAGUACAACUAAAACAUCUGCCACAAUUGCCAGGAAAGAAGAGGUUGUCCUCAGUGGAACUAAACCAGUAUUAGGAACAACUGUUAAAACGAUAGUGAACAGACCAAGUGAACACAAGACAACAGCAAAUAUUAUUCAGGAAAGAAUAACCACACUGUCGAAGGAAAGACCUGUCGCUUGGAGCAGUGCUCAUAGUAUAACUAAAAGACCUGCCACAAUGGCGAGGAAAGAAGAGGUUAUAAUCAGUGGCAGUGAACCACCUUUAGUAACACCUGUUAAAACGAUAGUGAACAGACCAAAAGAACACACGCCAACAGCAAAUAUUAUUCAGGAAAGAAUAACCACACUGUCAGAGGAAAAACCUGUCGCCUGGAGCAGUGUUCAUAGUACAACUAAAAGAUCUGCCUCAAUUGCCAGGAAAGAAGAGGUUGUCCUCAGUGGAACUAAACCAUUAUUUGGAACAACUGUUAAAACGAUAGUGAACAGACCAAGUGAACACAUGCCAACAGCAAAUAUUAUUCAGGAAAGAAUAACCACACUGUCGAAGGAAAGACCUGUCGCUUGGAGCAGUGCUCAUAGUAUAACUAAAAGACCUGCCACAAUGGCGAGGAAAGAAGAGGUUAUAAUCAGUGGCAGUGAACCACCGUUAGUAACACCUGUUAAAACGAUAGUGAACAGACCAGAUGAACACACGCCAACAGCAAAUAUUAUUCAGGAAAGAAUAACCACGCUGUCGAAGGAAAGACCUGUCGCUUGGAGCAGUGCUCAUAGUAUAACUAAAAGACCUGCCACAAUGGCGAGGAAAGAAGAGGUUAUAAUCAGUGGCAGUGAACCACCAUUAGUAACACAUGUUAAAACGAUAGUGAACAGACCAGACGAACACACGCCAACAGCAAAUAUUAUUCAUGAAAGAAUAUCCACGCUGUCGAAGGAAAGACCUGUCGCUUGGAGCAGUGCUCAUAGUAUAACUAAAAGACCUGCCACAAUGGCGAGGAAAGAAGAGGUUAUAAUCAGUGGCAGUGAACCACCAUUAGUAACACCUGUUAAAACGAUAGUGAACAGACCAAAAGAACACACGCCAGCAGCAAAUAUUAUUCAGGAAAGAAUAACCACACUGUCAGAGGAAAAACCUGUCGCUUGGAGCAGUGCUCAUAGUACAACUAAAAGAUCUGCCACAAUUGCCAGGAAAGAAGAGGUUGUCCUCAGUGGAACUAAACCAUUAUUAGGAACAACUGUUAAAACGAUAGUGAACAGACCAAGUGAACACAUGCCAACAGCAAAUAUUAUUCAGGAAAGAAUAACCACCCUGUCGAAAGAAAGACCAGUUGCUUGGAGCAGCGCUCAUACUACAACUAAAAGACCUGCCACAGUAGCGAGGAAAGAAGAAGUUAUAAUCAGUCGCAGUAAGACACCACUAGUAACAUCUGUUAAAACGAUAGUGAACAGACCAGAUGAACACACGCCAAAAGCAAAUAUUAUUCAGGAAAGAAUAACCACACUGUCGAAGGAAAGACCUGUCGCUUGGAGCAGUGCUCAUAGUACAACUAAAAGACCUGCCACAAUGGCGAGGAAAGAAGAGGUUAUAAUCAGUGGCAGCGAACCACCAUUAGUAACUCCUGUUAAAACGAUAGUGAACAGACCAGAUGAACACACGCCAACAGCAAAUAUUAUUCAGGAAAGAAUAACCACACUGUCAGAGGAAAAACCUGUCGCUUGGAGCAGUGCUCAUAGUACAACUAAAAGAUCUGCCACAAUUGCCAGGAAAGAAGAGGUUGUCCUCAGUGCAACUAAACCAUUAUUAGGAACAACUGUUAAAACGAUAGUGAACAGACCAAGUGAACACAUGCCAACAUCAAAUAUUAUUCAGGAUAGAAUAACCACCCUGUCGAAAGAAAGACCAGUUGCUUGGACCAGCGCUCAUACUACAACUAAAAGACCUGCCACAGAAGCGAGGAAAGAAGAAGUUAUAAUCAGUGGCAGUAAGACACCAUUAGUAACACCUGUUAAAACGAUAGUGAACAGACCAAAUGAACACACGCCAACAGCAAAUAUUAUUCAGGAAAGAAUAACCACACUGUCGAAGGAAAGACCUGUCGCUUGGAGCAGUGCUCAUAGUACAACUAAAAGACCUGCCACAAUGGCGAGGAAAGAAGAGGUUAUAAUCAGUGGCAGCGAACCACCAUUAGUAACUCCUGUUAAAACGAUAGUGAACAGACCAGAUGAACACACGCCAACAGCAAAUAUUAUUCAGGAAAGAAUAACCACACUGUCAGAGGAAAAACCUGUCGCUUGGAGCAGUGCUCAUAGUACAACUAAAAGAUCUGCCACAAUUGCCAGGAAAGAAGAGGUUGUCCUCAGUGCAACUAAACCAUUAUUAGGAACAACUGUUAAAACGAUAGUGAACAGACCAAGUGAACACAUGCCAACAUCAAAUAUUAUUCAGGAUAGAAUAACCACCCUGUCGAAAGAAAGACCAGUUGCUUGGACCAGCGCUCAUACUACAACUAAAAGACCUGCCACAGAAGCGAGGAAAGAAGAAGUUAUAAUCAGUGGCAGUAAGACACCAUUAGUAACACCUGUUAAAACGAUAGUGAACAGACCAAAUGAACACACGCCAACAGCAAAUAUUAUUCAGGAAAGAAUAACCACACUGUCGAAGGAAAGACCUGUCGCUUGGAGUAGUGCUCAUAGUACAACUAAAAGACCUGCCACAAUGGCGAGGAAGGAAGAGGUUAUAAUCAGUCGCAGUGAACCACCAUUAGUAACACCUGUUAAAACGAUAGUGAACAGACCAGACGAACACACGCCAACAGCAAAUAUUAUUCAUGAAAGAAUAACCACGCUGUCGAAGGAAAGACCUGUCGCUUGGAGCAGUGCUCAUAGUAUAACUAAAAGACCUGCCACAAUGGCGAGGAAAGAAGAGGUUAUAAUCAGUGGCAGUGAACCAUCAUUAGUAACACCUGUUAAAACGAUAGUGAACAGACCAAAUGAACACACGCCAACAGCAAAUAUUAUUCAGGAAAGAAUAACCACACUGUCGAAGGAAAGACCUGUCGCUUGGAGCAGUGCUCAUAGUACAACUAAAAGACCUGCCACAAUGGCGAGGAAAGAAGAGGUUAUAAUCAGUGGCAGUAAGCCAUUAUUAGGAACAACUGUUAAAACGAUAGUGAAUAGACCAAGUGAACAUACGCCAACAGCAAAUAUUAUUCAGGAAAGAAUAUCCACCCUAUCGAAAGAAACACCUGGUGCUUGGAGCAGCGCUCAUACUACAACUAAAAGACCUGCCUCAGUAGCGAAGAAAGAAGACGUUAUAAUCAGUGGUAGUGAGCCACCAUUAGUAACGACUGUUAAAACGAUAGUGAACAGACCAAAUGAACACACGCCAGCAGCAAAUAUUAUUCAGGAAGGAAUAACCACCCUGUCGAAGAACAGACCAGUCGCUUGGAGCAGCGCUCAUACUGCAACUAAAAAACCUGCCACAGUAGCUCGGAAUGAAGAGAUUAUAAUUAGUGGGAGUAAGCCACCAUUAGUAACGACUGUUAGACCGAUAGUGAACAGACCAAAUGAACACACGCCAACAGCAAAUAUUAUUCAGGAAAGUAUAUCCACCCUGUCGAAGGAAAGACCUGUCGCUUGGAGCAGUGCCCAUACUACAACUAAUAGACCUGCCACAGUAGCGAAGAAUGAAGAGGUUAUAAUCAGUGGCAGUAAGCCAUCAUUACUACCAACUGCUAAAGCAAUAGUGCACUCAAGUACAGGCCGAUCAACCAGUACUCCAAAACCAGUUUACCACACAUCACCUGGAAACAUUGUUCAGGAAUGGAUACGGAGCCUGUCGAGGGAAAAACCUGCCGCUUGGAGCAGUGCUGAUACAGCAACUAAAAGACCUGCCACAGAAGCGAGUAAAGAAGAAGUUGUAAUCAGUGGCAGUAAACCAUUGCUACUACCAACUGUUAAAACGUCAAUGCAUACAAGUACAGUCGGAUCAACCAAUAGCCCAGGACCAAGUGAACAUACGUCAUCUGCUAAUAUUAUUGAGGAAGGAAUAAACACCCUGUCGCGGGAAAGACCAACUGCUUGGUACAGUGCUGAUACGGCAACUAAAAGACCUGCCACAGUAUCGAGGAAAGAAGAGGUUAUAAUCAAUGGCAGUAAGCCACCAUCAGUAACAACUGUUACAACGAUAGUGAACAGACCAAAUGAACACACGCCAACAGCAAAUAUUAUUCAGAAAAGCAUAUCCACCCUGUCGAAAGAAAGACCUGCCGCUUGGAGCAAUGCACAUAAUACAGCUAAGAGACCUGUCACAGCAGCGAGGAAAGAAGAGGUUAUCAUUAGUGGCACUAAACCAUCAUUAGGGACAACUGUUAAAACGAUAGUGAACAGACCAAGUGAACACACGUCAACAGCAAAUAUUAUUCAGAAAGGAAUAACCACCCUGUCGUGGGAAAGACCUACUGCUUGGAUCAAAGCUGAUACCAUAAGUGAAGGGACUGCCAAAACAGCGAGGGAGAAUGAGCCUAUAAUCAUUGGCAGUAAUCAAUCAUUGGUAACAAUUGUUGAAGCGAAUGGACAUACAAGUGGAGGAAGCUCAGCGAGUAAUUCAGAAUCAGCUGAGCAACUGUCAACCGGAACUACUACUCACGAAAGAAUAAGCAGGCUCUGGAGCCGUGGACCCACCACACGGGGCAGUCCUGAUAUUACUGAUGAAGUAACUACCAUAACAGGGGGGCAUAAAAAGAUCAUAAUCAGUAGCAGUAAGCCAUCAUUCGCAUCAACAAUUGAAGGAAUAGGACAUACCAGCACAGAAAGAUCAACAAGUAGUUCAAGGCAAAGUGAACAGACGUCAUCGGGGAUUACCAUUCAUGACAGAAUAAGCACCCUGUCGAAAGAAAGACCUACUACUUGGAGCAAAGCUAAUACUACAGGUGAUGGUACUGCCAGAACAGCGAGGCAGAGGGAGGCUAUAAUCAGUGGCAGUAGGUCGUCAUCAGUAAAAAUUGUUGAAACGAUUGGGCAUACAAGUACAGAAAGACCGACGAGUCGUUCUGAACCAACUGAACAAACGUCACCCGGAUCGACUAUUUAUGACAGAAUUAACACCAUUUCGAGCAGAACUCCCACCAUUUGGAGCAGUGCUAAUACUACAACUGAAGAAACUGUUACAGCCGCGAAACACAGAGAAACUAUAAUCAGUAACAGUAAGCCAUCAUUAGGAACAAUUAUUGAAACGAUUGUGCAUACAGAUACAGAUACACCGACAAGUGAGCCAACUGAACAAACGUCAUCCGGAACAAUUAUUUAUGACAGAAUUAACACCAUUUCGAGCGGAACACCCAUCAGUUGGAGCGGUGCUGAUACUACAAUUGAAGGAACUGUCACCACAGUGGGGCACUGA